Messenger RNA from Neurospora crassa OR74A, 1712 nucleotides. RefSeq lists its product as hypothetical. The transcript has 3 exons. NCBI's taxonomy places the organism in Eukaryota, Fungi, Ascomycota, Sordariomycetes, Sordariales, Sordariaceae. The record is from RefSeq and is a predicted model, not a curated record. Bases 587 to 1012 code for a protein of 141 amino acids.
UCUCAUUUCAUUGACAAUGAAAUUCACCAUCUCGACCCGUUAACAUGGGUGCUAUAGCGAAACGUCGCAUGUCGACGUGGUUCGGUUCGAGAACCUAGUGUAGGGUUCCGUUAGAGGGACAAGUGACUCAGGUGUCUAACUGCAGAUUGCCACGCGACCACCGCUGCGCCUCGAAAGAACCAACAAGACAGUCUCCCCCGUUUUUCCCGUGCUCGCCGUGGUGCUUUUUAAACUCCGUUCAUCCCGCGACCAAAAUCCACCCACCGACCUUUGUUGACCUCCCUCAGUUACCACCCCUCUAGUCCACUUAGUAUAGUCUUUGAAGCAUAGCCAAGGUCCCAGACGGAAACGGCUAGUGCCUUUGGAAUCUGCUUUAGCCAUAUCCACCAAACUGCACGCAAACACCUGAAGAUCGACCAACAAUUUCGAACUUUCUCCACGCCCCGCGAACGAACGAAUGACUCGGGUCUUGGGGAGCGAUUGAGAACCCGUCACCUUCUAAACCGUCUGCUGCUGUGCGUCCAGCUUUCAAACCCACAACAUCACCGUUCCGUCGCACACGCAACCACGAGAGAUCUCAGACACAAUGUCCGGCAAGCAAGAUCCACCCCCGUACAACCAGCCUCAGCCUCCUCAGGCUGCUUACACCGGCUACGGCACUCCCCCGCCUGGUCAGGAAGGUGCCUACCCCUACGGCCAGCCCCCGCCGCAACAAGGCGGCUACUAUCCCCCUCAGGCACAGGGCUAUCCUCCUCAGGGUCCCGGCUACCCGCCGCAAGGCCCAUAUCCGCCGCAGGGUCAAUACGGGCAACAGCCAGGACCAUAUCAGCAAGGACCGCAGAUGGGCUACUACCCGCAACAGCAACCACCACCGGGAGCGUAUUACCAGCAGGGACCCCCGCCUCAAGGGUACUACCAACAGCCGGUAGAGCAGAAGAGCGGUUCCGAUGGCGUCUGCAUGGCGAUUCUGGGCACUUGCGCCCUCUGCUGCUGCUUGGAUGCCAUCUUUUAAACGCAAUCCGAAACCGCUUAAUACCGUAACGGGACCAUGUCAGAAACGAACAACAACACAAAAUAAUGGCAUCAAAACAAAAACGAUGCGAGACAGGAGAGGAAUGGUUGUGGGAUGUAUGGUUGCUGCCUCUGGCCGCGACGGGCAGCAAAAGGGUCCGUUUGCGCGCUGAUAAGGAGGUGCUGGUGGCGCUCGAGAUCGACGUCACUGUCUCGCUGAUUAUCAGUUACAAGCCGGGCAUGUGAAACAUUCACUCUAGCACGAGGUUCUUUUCGAGAUGGGGGGCAGGGCUAAUUAUAAGCCUCUCAAGGCUUGAUUGACUGUCUUAUGCAUUUGGGAGGCGCAAUGGGGGAACCUGGCCUGGUUACACAGUUGCUUUUAGCUUGUUUUACUUUCACAUCCAUGUUGGGUUUAUUUCUUCUUCCUACACCAGUAACCAUUUAUCUUCCUUGCGUUCCCACGCAGCGCCUUUGCAUAUCCCGUCCUUGUGUGUUCACGAAUACCGGUGCAUCUGAAUUUUCCUCACACUUUAACAGCUCUCGUUUACGAUCCCGCGGAUGUGUUCUAGGGGCGGGCAAAUGUUGACAAUAUCUACACUCACGGAGGUAUCAAUGACAGUUCCACAGUUUCGUUCACUUCUUCCUGCUACACGCAUGGCUUAUACAAGAGAAGACGGCUUAUACAAGAGAAGACGGCUUAU